CUACAUAUUCGAAACUCAUGACCACAAGACGUUGAAAAACUGCUCGAGUUGCUCAAAUACCUAGUACCUAGCGUACCUCUUUCUACACCGAACAUUUCACUCAUAGGUACAUAAUAGCGCGGUCGCAAUCCCUUUCCCCCGUAAACUACUACUAGGUGAUCGAACAGAAAAAAAAAAACUCCAAGUUAUUUAUGUGUGUACGUACGUACUUAUAUGUAUUAUGUACAGUAGGUACUUUCUCCUUCUCCUUCUCAUUCUCAACAACGACGGCAAGUAGCAAUCAAUAUGUAGACGACACGUUCUUGAUCGUCGUUGCCGUUGCCGUUGUCAUUUUCGUCAUCGCAACUCCUACACCUGCACCUGCACCUACACACACGGGAGUCUGUUGCGAUACAUAUUCGAUUUUUUCCUUUCUUCCUUCUCAGUUUUCUCUCUCUCGAAUUUGUGUUAUUGUUUUCUGAUUCCCCCGGGCCGGGCCGGGCCAAAUCCUCCUUAGCCAGUGCCCCCAGGAGGUUUUGUUGUUUUUGUUGUUGUUGUUGUUUGCAAAUGUAACAUUAAGCCGCCCGUUGACCCCCCCUCCCCCUUUCUCCAUUCAUUCUCUUUGCCGACGAAUGCAUGCUUGCCUCCUUAAACCCCCCUCUUACCAAUCCCUUCAUCCUCCUCCUCCUCCUCUUCUUCCAUGCAUUCUCCACCUCAAAAGAAGACCAUGAAUCGUGCAAAAAAAAGGAAGCGGGCGUCGAAUAGAAUGAUCUCGUCUACGGGGGUGUUAUAAAAAGAAAGGAAAAAGAAUCGAUUGUUUAAAAUACAAGAUUAGAAUUGAACAUGCAAAUUUGUGAAGUGAA
This is a messenger RNA of Hypoxylon fragiforme, 842 nucleotides long. RefSeq lists its product as uncharacterized. The transcript has a single exon. Bases 192 to 461 code for a protein of 89 amino acids. Lineage: Eukaryota; Fungi; Ascomycota; Sordariomycetes; Xylariales; Hypoxylaceae. The record is from RefSeq and is a predicted model, not a curated record.